This is a messenger RNA of Colletotrichum graminicola M1.001, 543 nucleotides long. RefSeq lists its product as uncharacterized. The transcript has 2 exons. NCBI's taxonomy places the organism in Eukaryota, Fungi, Ascomycota, Sordariomycetes, Glomerellales, Glomerellaceae. The record is from RefSeq and is a predicted model, not a curated record. Bases 1 to 543 code for a protein of 180 amino acids.
AUGUCAGCCUCCUACUACACCCCCCAGCGCCCCUACUUCCCCUCCCCGCAGCACUCGUCCUCCUCCUCCGCCGCGCGACCCGCCGCGGCCGGCACGCCCGCCCCGCCGUCCUUCACGCCCGCCAUGCGCGACCGCCAGGCCCGCGGCAAGGACCCGUACUCCCCGCACGACAGCCCCUCGGACUCGGACCUCGAUUUCGACGGUGUGGACUCGCCCUCCCGCGGCGUCGGCUCGCUAGGGCACCUGGGCCCGGGACACGGGCACGCCCACGGGGGGGCCGCGACGGGAGGAGGCGUCGGCGACGGCGACUCGCAUGAGGUCAGGAGGCGCAAGCUCUGGGCCGUCUCGGUGCUCGAGGACCCGGAGAGGCUUGCCAUGUACGCGUGUAGUCGCGGGGACAGCAUCCCCGGCACCCGCCUCUACUUCACCCGCAUACUGUGCGGCUUCGACGAAGAGCCUGCCGACCCCCGUAAGGCCGCGUCUGCCUCGCGGCGGGACCCGCGCCGGAGGAGCGCCGGUGGCGAGCGCAUGGGUCGGCACUGA